This is a messenger RNA of Anguilla rostrata (American eel), 4383 nucleotides long. RefSeq names its product HLF transcription factor, PAR bZIP family member b (gene hlfb). Gene Ontology annotation, biological process: regulation of transcription by RNA polymerase II. The record is from RefSeq and is a predicted model, not a curated record. Gene Ontology annotation, molecular function: RNA polymerase II cis-regulatory region sequence-specific DNA binding; DNA-binding transcription factor activity, RNA polymerase II-specific. Bases 259 to 1206 code for a protein of 315 amino acids. Gene Ontology annotation, cellular component: nucleus. The transcript is spliced from 4 exons. Lineage: Eukaryota; Metazoa; Chordata; Actinopteri; Anguilliformes; Anguillidae.
GUCAGUAUCCACACAUGGAAUUGCUAGCCUUUUCAGAAUAGCCGCAGUAAAGAUUUCGCUCUGUCCGAAUAAGUAGUCGAAAGUAAAUGUCAUCUUAAAAAAAUAGUGAUUUGGGGUGGUAAUCUCAUAGCGGGUUCGAUCGCAAACUAGUCAAAGCAGUCUUGUCGGAGAUUAUUUCCCUUUGAUUUUUCAUUUUAUUUUUUUUAUUUUUUCCAUCGCUAAUUCUUUCGAAUACAAAGUUGUGUUGCCCUUUAAGCUAUGGAGAAGAUGGCAAGACCUCUCCCCUUAAACCCAACUUUCUUACCUCCAACUCAUGGGGUUCUGAAAUCCUUGCUGGAAAAUCCAAUGAAAUUGCCACUUCACCACGAAGAAGGUUUUGGAAAAGAAAAGGAAAAGGAGAAGAAGUUAGAUGAUGAUGGAAAUGCUCCACAGUCAGCUUUCCUGGGCCCAACUCUGUGGGACAAGACUUUGCCUUACGAUGGAGACAACUUUCAGUUGGAAUACAUGGACCUUGAGGAGUUUCUCUCUGAAAAUGGAAUCCCUUCCAGUCCCUCUCAGCAUGACCAAAACCAGCACCAGCACCCGCACCAACACCAACACCAACACCAACACCAACACCAGCACCAGCACCAGCACCAGCACCAGCACCAGCAGCCAUCCCUGCAGCAGGUGCCACCUCCACCAUCAGUCAUGGACCUCAGCAACCGUGCCACCACAUCCAUUCACACAGCCAUGGUCUCUCAGAACUGUAUCCACAGCAGCAGCAGAUCAGUAUUGCCCUCAUCUCGCAACACUCCCAGCCCCAUCGACCCUGAGACCAUCCAGGUGGCAGUGAGCUAUGAGCCCGACCCGGCGGACCUUGCGCUGUCCAGCGUCCCCGGCCAGGAGAUGUUCGAUCCCCGCAAGCGCAAGUUUUCUGAGGAGGAGCUGAAGCCUCAGCCAAUGAUCAAAAAGGCACGCAAGGUCUUCAUCCCUGAUGAAAUGAAGCAGGACGACAAAUACUGGACAAGGCGCAAAAAGAACAACCUGGCAGCCAAGAGGUCGCGGGACGCCCGGCGGCUGAAGGAGAACCAGAUCGCCAUCCGGGCCAACUUCCUGGAGAAAGAGAACGCCGCCCUGCGGCAGGAGGUGGCGGAUUUGAGGAAGGAGCUGGGCCGCUGUAAGAACGUGGUAGCCAAAUACGAAACUCGCCACGGGCCUCUGUGAGCGGACAACCUCCCACCCCCGCUUCCCUGCUCCACGCAGUCGAGAGGUUGAAGGACAAUGUGUCUCCCAUCCAGUAGCACAUCCCCACUCCCCAGCCUAGCUUUCAUCCCCUCUGAUUCUAUUUCUGUUAUCGGCACUUUACCAGAAGCAGAAAAGAUAGCUGUCUAUAUGGUAUACAUAUUAGUAUUGGUAUUACUUUUCUUUGAACCGACCUGCCACCCCAUCUUCCAAUCUUCUAAAUGUUUUUAAAUUGUUUCCUUUUCUCUUUGCCUCUUCUGUACAUAUUGCCAGCCCUGAGAACUGUUGUAGCAUUUAUUUUCUCCCUUGUAUAUUUUUUACAUUUUAUUUGUCUUUUUUAGUGCUGCUCCUGAACUGAAUAUACUACCUACUGCCCUGUUCUCUUUGUAUGUAAUUUCUUUUUAAAUAUGAACAGGAUAGGCCUUUGGAAUAGGCCUCAAAUUAAGUGUAUAUUGUCUUUGUUUCUGUGUAACAAGCUUUAUUUCUGACAUUUUAAUUGCAGGAAUUUUUUUCUAGUAAAUUCCAUGCAUAAUUUUGAGCUUCUCUUGUUGAAGUCAAUAUUAUUAUGUUUGAGUUAAUUGUGAUCCCUUAUCUAUUUUAUCUAUUCAUUUGAAAGUAAUGUCUGAUAACACUAGCUGCAUUAGCUUUCCUAGCCUCUCUACAUGCUUUUAAUUUCAGACUGAGGGAUUAGCCCUUCACAACCCACACAACUUGGUAUAAAAGAUUACUGUAAAAUAGGUUUUGACACUGUCUGAACAUGAAGCAAUAAUCCCAGCAUUUGCAAGAAUACCUUAUACAGUAUGUCUUAGACAUGAAUCCAAUCUCCCUCUGUUAUUUCGAGCAGAACUAGCUAGCAGCCUAGAUGGCAGGAUCUUCCUUCCUAAUAAGAGAGACAAAUGCCAUCGAUGGUGAAAGCCCUGCCUUUACAUUUACAUUACAGCUGACGCUCUUAUCCAGAGCGACUCACAGGGGUGGAAUUGUAAAACUAUAAUGGCUGCCGGAAAGAUAGUUUUCCUUUGUACUUGCGUGUUUUACAAUCUGAACAUUUGCAAUCUUUUUACUAUUUCAAUCUAUUCUGCAUAAUUUCGUGUAUGUUCUCAACUCAAUUUAUAAUUAUUAUUAUUAUUAUUAUUAUUAUUAUUAUUACUAGUAUUACUAUUAUUAUUGUUGUUGUUAAUCAACAAAACAAUUCAAGAUCCAGUGCUUUACCAUUUUUCUGAGCAUGAUCAAUUUUUUGGUCAAGUUUUGGUCAUAUAUUAUAGGUAUGUGUUUGCCUUGUGGGUUGGGCAUGAGAUGAAUGUAAAAGAUGUACAACAGAAAGGUGGAUGGUGUUGUUCUAAACUGUGGUUACCUAAAUCAAUUUAUUAAUGUUUACUAAAGACCAAAAUCUAUAAUACAUGAAAUAUAUUGAUUAUAAGAGUUUUAAUGUUUAUACAAAGCUGUAAGUUGUUUUUGUACAGUAUUUUUUCCUAUACAGAUACUGACAGUGUAUUUUAAAUGGCACAGUAAAUUUACACACUCACCCACACACACAUACGCACACGCACACGCACUCGCACACACGCAUAUGCACACACGUGCGUGCAUGCCUGAGUGGGCAUCAAGAGUUGGGAUUUAUCUCAUGUAUGUAGUAUGUAUGAUUCAACUCUGAGAAAAGGACUGCUGUUAAAUUUAUUACACAUUGUUGUUUUGUCCAAAAACUGAAUACUGAGCCUCUUGUGGCCAUUAUCGUGACCUUUUAUUCUGUCACAUAGCUAACAUGACUAAACAGCUUGAGAAUAGCCCACACACACCAAAAACCAGAGUAUUCUGAAAAAUAAAAAUACAAAUGCACAUAAAGUACACAUACACUUCAUAUCAAGGAAUAGCAAUACAUCCUGUAUACAUAUGAUCACUGGCAUAAUUUCAGUUAUAGAAACAUCUGUCAGGAAAACAAGAUGCUAACUUCUCUGCAUUCUCAUUCUAAUCUUCAGCUAAAUGUUGGCUUUCACUCCCAUGUUAGCGAAGGCAAGAACAUUUUCGACUUGGUAGCUACCAGUUGUUUUUACUUUGGUUUAUCUGUAGUUUCUGGAAGCAUAGAUAACAUUGCACAAAUAUUUGAUUUGAUUGGAUUGCUUUACAUGAUCAUUGGCACACAGAGCUUUCAUAGUUCAACAUGUUCUGAACAUAUUGUAAAUGAAGUUUAGUUAUAUGUACAUGUGCAUUACAACAUAUAGUUAUAUUGUACUGGGUCAGAUAUUAUUGGAAGAGAAGAAUUUUACAUACAUGUAAAUAUAUUUUAUAAAAUGAUGAUUAUUUACAGAUAAUUAUUGUAUGUGCAGAAAUCUGUUGGGAGUGUGAAGGCUGACAGAGCUGCCCUCUUGGGAGACUUUAAGACAGGCAGCCAUACCAAGAAUAAUGAAAAUCAGUGCAGGUGUGAGAGCAAGCUGAAGCUCCUCUGGUCCUGCAGUGCUGUUGUGGGCUUGCAUUUACAAGGUAUUCGUAUCAGAUUUCUCAUGGUUGUUUUUCUUUUCUAGUUUUGUGUUUCUUGCUGGAGUACAUGGUGAAUUAUGUGGGAUCUGAGGUUUUCACAAACCCAGGCCGUUUUACUUUUCCCAGUUAGCACCUCCCACUUAUUGAGCUCUUUUGUGUUAAAUGUUUUAAAAAAUUAUUGAAUUCUUUUAACUUGAAAAAAAACAACAAAAACAAACAAAAAACAAAAAUACACAGGAUAAAGCCAGAAUUAUUUAUAAUGUCCCCUCAUCCCAUGUGUGUAUCUCUACCUCAUAUAAAGGAAAAUAACUAUGAUUCCGAGUCUGUUCAAGUGCCUUGACUACAUGCUGGCUGUUCCACGCUCAAUCAGCAAUCAGUUGUACCAUAAUGCGGACCUGAGUUUUCACAACCCCACUUGGAAAGGCUCAGGACUGCACAGAAGGGCUGUCCCGUCCACCAGUCCUGACCACUUUAUUUCAUUUGAGCAUUAUUUGUUUCUGAUGCUACAGUGGGAUGAAUACGCAGUAUUUCUGGCAACACCAGUCGGCUGUUUCUCCGAGGGUACAUUAAUACAGAUAAAAGGUUACAAUUUUAUCUUAUUUGUCAUGGAAUGGAUGCAUAUGCUGUUCAGCCCAGCUCCUUUUUCUGUAUGUAAUUCUUAGUGUUAAAUAAAGUAUUUACAAUUUA